Molecule: messenger RNA, 2134 nt
Organism: Micropterus dolomieu (smallmouth bass)
Lineage: Eukaryota; Metazoa; Chordata; Actinopteri; Centrarchiformes; Centrarchidae
Exons: 8
Coding region: 149-1942 (597 amino acids)
Biological process (GO): double-strand break repair involved in meiotic recombination
Source: RefSeq, a predicted model, not a curated record
GUCGCAUGAGCGUGGGAAAAAGCAUGACUCGACAAUAUCUCAGUUUACUGUUACAGGGACAAAAUCAGCAAAUAUUGGGUAUUUGACCUUCAGCAAGUACACUCAGUACCCAAGGCAUACCUUGUACUUUCUUCAUUCGGAAGAGGAGAUGGCAAAAGGAAAAGCUAAGAUCAACAGCAGUGUCAGCUCAGCUCCACCCCAGCCUCGAUCACUCAGGUCAAGGAAGAGGGAACAUCCAAGUGAUGACAUUUCCAAGACUGAGGAUAUUCAGGCUGCUCUCCAUCACCAGGACACUGAAGGAAAUAAUCCAGCAGCUGAUGCCACAGUGCUCCAGGGCCACCAGUCCUCUCUGCAGGAAUCUACUCUGAUUUCACCUCAACAGCAUCAGGCUGCAGAACAGUCCUGUCUCACCAAACAAGGUCCUGCCAUAGAAGAAAAACAUGCAGAAGCAAAAAACGUUUACUUAAAAGAUGAGACGGUUAAAGAUUUUGCGGGACAAGAAGAGACUAUAGUCACCAAUCCAAACAAUGACUCUCAGCUGGAGGGCUUUGGAGCACACACUGAUACUGAUGCCAAUAAGAACAAUGAGGAAAUAACUGAAGAGGAUGGUAGCAGGCCAUCAUCUGAAACAUGCAGCGAUCAUGUCCAAGUCUUCUUACCAACUUCUGAAGAAGAUGUUGGAUCCUGUGCAACAUCUUCAGAUGAACAACUGGGUGCAAAGGAGAAUUAUCAGUGCAAGUUGGAGAGAAACCAAGAAGCCAGCGAUGUAUACAUGGCUGAUGUGAAAGAAAAAAUUAAAAAGGAGGCACCAGCGGGGCUACCGGCCAAAAAGAAGCGAAGGAUGGGGAUGUGUGGUCUGACAGAGAAGGAACGGUGUCACUUUCUACAGACACAGAAGCGCGAAAACGGGCAGAACGGAUCGGAGCGGGUUGAGAAGCAGAUUUGUAAAAACACAGCUGACCUUGUGGCUCAGGAAGAUUUACCAUCCUCACUAUCCAUCCCAGUAGGCAAUGCCACAGAGCAGACCGAGGCCAAGAUAAACCUUGUGUCCAGCCACUGUGAAGGGGAUGACAGGGCAGAAACUGAAGUCCGCAUUGUUGUCACUACCUCAGAUGGGACCAGUACUGUGUGUGAUCAAUGCUGCUCAAAGGGAAAGAGAUGUGAGGCUGAAGGAGGCAUCGCGUGUGGUCUAGAACAACCUGGUGACACAAAGUCAGAUCCACCUGCUGAGGAGGAGAUUUGGGGGAAUCAGGAGCAGCAGGAACUCGAGGAACAUACAGCGGAGAUUAUGCCUCAAAGAGCUCAUCAACAAGUGAAAGAAGGGCAAGAUGGGCCAGAGGUAGUCGUCCAAAGUCCUGCCACUGCUCUAUACUCCAAAUCAACUCAAAAUGAGGAGACUAAGAACCUGGAUGCAAUCGAGACUGCCCUUCUGCAGUUAAAGACUGUGACCAGGACAAGAGAUGAGAAGAAGAAAGAGUUGACUCGUGAUGCUGGGGAUGCUGACGGAGCGGAAGCAGGCGCUUCAUCCACAGACUACCGGUCAGCGAGAUUUAACUGUGGCUCUGUGGAGCUCUGCGGGGCUGCAGUGACGCCCAGUGGCUCUGAGAGGAACGACAGUCAUAAUCCAGAUGAUGAACCUUGUGCUGGUCCCUCAACUGUGAACACUGAGCCCCCUCAGGCCAGGGACACCACUGACCUGUUUGGAUCUGGGUACUUGGAUUAUGUGUCGGACUCACAGUUGAACGCCAUUGCUCUGAUUGAGGAGGAGGUGAUGGAGAAAGAGGGCGAUCUUGGUACCCCAGACUGUCAUGAAGAUGCUACAGACCUGAUCUGUGGGCUCAUCAGAGAACUAUCCUCUCUGAAUCGCAAAGUCAUGGCUACUCAUAGAGAGAUGGAGAACCUGCGCCGUAGCAGUAAAAGUUCAAGGGGCUCCAUCCGUUGAGGAUUUGUUUCAAGUCCCUGUCAUCCUGAUCUUACAGUUGCCUCAGUGGUUUGGGAGUAAUUGUUAAAGCCUUUAAAUAAUUUACUUUAAAUCUUAUCUUCACUCUUCUUGUAUUAUUGACAACUGAAAUGUUCCGUUUAAUGGCUCAGUAGUUCUGAUUCUUUUCAAAUAAAGCUGGGUGUUGUUUAUUAA